CACCCACGUGGCUCGGUUGAGACUCGGAAGUGUGCGCUUCUUGCGUAGGCGCUUCUUCCGGUUCCGCGUUCUCUUUGCUACGUGUCUUAAGAGGCCUCGUUGGGUAAGUGUAUCGAGCCUCUCUCCGCAACUUUCAUCAUGGAUCAAGUAAUGCAAUUUGUAGAGCCCAGCCGCCAGUUUGUGAAAGAUUCCAUCAGACUUGUUAAAAGAUGCACAAAACCAGAUAGAAAAGAAUUCCAGAAGAUUGCCAUGGCAACAGCAAUAGGUUUUGCAAUAAUGGGAUUUAUUGGUUUCUUCGUAAAAUUGAUCCAUAUUCCAAUCAACAAUAUUAUUGUUGGCGGCUAAACACAUCAAGAAGACAUUAUUUUGUGUAUGGUAAAAUAGCAGAUCAAUGUGGACUUUCUGACUUAAUUGUCUAUGUAGAUCUUCCUCAUUUAUAACUUGUCAAUAUAAACUAGAACUUAAAAUAAAAUUUGUGUGGUAUCCUAUUUGCAAACACAUAAAAGCUUAACCAAUUCUUGAAGACUAAACUGAUGAGAAUUUUUAGGAAAGAACAGAUAACUUAUGAAGUAUUCCAUUUCUUCUUGGAAGUUGGGAAAACAUCAGUGUUGGAAAAAAACUGAACAACACUGAGCUAUCUAUACAAUUGAUUUACUUAUAUAUCCCUACCUUGGAUUAUCACUGAAGAUGCCCAACUUCUGUCAGUUUCAUGCCAAAAGAAAAUAUGUAUUUUUUGCAAAAAUGUAAUUAGCAAAUAUAUGUUAAAUUGUAUCUUUAUUAAGGCAAUUAUAAAUCUCA
Messenger RNA from Notechis scutatus (mainland tiger snake), 798 nucleotides. It is a transcript of the gene SEC61G, whose product is annotated as SEC61 translocon subunit gamma. The record is from RefSeq and is a predicted model, not a curated record. Gene Ontology annotation, biological process: protein targeting; intracellular protein transport. NCBI's taxonomy places the organism in Eukaryota, Metazoa, Chordata, Lepidosauria, Squamata, Elapidae. Gene Ontology annotation, molecular function: transmembrane protein transporter activity. Gene Ontology annotation, cellular component: membrane.